Bactrocera latifrons is the source of this 1022-nucleotide messenger RNA. RefSeq lists its product as uncharacterized. The record is from RefSeq and is a predicted model, not a curated record. The annotation marks the transcript as partial. Lineage: Eukaryota; Metazoa; Arthropoda; Insecta; Diptera; Tephritidae. The transcript has 2 exons.
AAAAAUUUAAAUAAGAUUCAGCAUGUUUUUCGCUGAACACAAUGUCGCUUUGACAGUGGUAGAUCACCUAAUCCCACUUUUGAAAGAAAUAGUGCCGGAUUCUGAAAUUAUAAAAAAUGUUGAUCUUGGGAGGAAAAAGUGCACCAGCAUAAUAAAAAAUGUAGUAGCAAAAGAAGAAAAGGACAACUUGGUAAAUAAGUUAAAAGUAAACCCGUUUUCCGUAAUGAUCGACGAGAGCACAGAUAUCGGCCUCAAUAAGCAUAUGUGCAUCCUGGCCAGAUUUUACGACGAAGAAAAGGGACGAGUUAUGGUAAAGUUGUUGGAUCUACUGCCAAUAGGAGCUGAUUGCACUGCAGAUGCUCUGAACAAGACUUUUAAGGAAUUAAUUUUAUCCCUAGGAAUUCCAUUUAAUAACAUAAUUGGCAUGUGCAGCGACGGCGCAAAUGUUAUGGUCGGGAAAUGCAAUUCAUUCGCUCCCAGGUUGAUUAAUGACGUGGUCGUUGUAAAAUGUAUUUGCCUUUCGGCCGCAAUUAUUGCAAGUAAAGCUUGCUUAGCACUGCCAAGAGCACCCGAAGUUAUUUUGCGGCAAAUCGGUUCGUAUGUCUCUGGAAGUUCCAAGAGAUGUGCGCAGUUGGAAGCUGUGCAGGAAAUGUUAGGUGGAAGGAAGAAAACAAUCCUAAGAAUGUGUGCAACUAGAUGGCUGUCACAUCAUAGGUGCGUCGAAAGUGUUUUAGAAAACUGGGAAGUGCUUUUAGAAUUUUUUAAGCAAGCUGCCGCGCAAGAUAAGUUGAAAUCUACAGAAAUUAGUUCGUUUGAACUCAAUAAUGAGUGUAAUAGAGCUUAUUUACUUUUUCUUAAGUAUGUCCUCAACUAUUUUAAUACUCUAAAUGCACCUUUUCAGUCCAAAGUGCCACUAAUACAUGUUCUUCAACGGGAAUCAGAAAAAUUAUUUUUGAGUCUAGGUCAAAAUUUCAUUAAAAGUCGGAACUUAAUACUACUUGUGCUGUUAGAUCUCUACCAAA